AUGCAAUCUCAAACCUUCUUCACCACUUCCAUUCUUUUGGUUGUCAUCGUUGCCUUCUGCUCUGCGGCUCCAAUGAUUGAAGAACCAAAACUCGAAAAGCCAACGAAUCUUGAAAUCUUAUUUGCAAAAAUUGUCAAGAAGCAGAACGAAUCAAAACAACAUCGUCUCAUCAACUUCAUCAGCCGAGCCAUGCCAGGAGGUGUCGAUGCUCCAGUUGCAAUGAUGGCUGAAUACGAAACCUUCAAAUCUGACAAAUCAGCAAACUUCUUGAAUGAUGGAGCUGGACACGUUGUCUUCCGUCAAUACAGACGUGCUCGUCUCUCUGAUAUUCUCCACAAUGUCAACCGUCGUGCUGGAGGAGUCUAA
This is a messenger RNA of Caenorhabditis remanei, 366 nucleotides long. RefSeq lists its product as uncharacterized. Bases 1 to 366 code for a protein of 121 amino acids. The record is from RefSeq and is a predicted model, not a curated record. Lineage: Eukaryota; Metazoa; Nematoda; Chromadorea; Rhabditida; Rhabditidae. The transcript is spliced from 3 exons.